Molecule: messenger RNA, 3411 nt
Organism: Blumeria graminis f. sp. triticale
Lineage: Eukaryota; Fungi; Ascomycota; Leotiomycetes; Helotiales; Erysiphaceae
Source: the annotation of a GenBank genome assembly
AUGGAAGGCGACUGGGAGGAAGUUGGGCGUCUACGUCUUCCGCUAUUAAGCUCACAACUUCCCCUGACCCCCGCCACAACGUUUUCUUUCGACACUAGUCAAGAGCUUCUCUGGGUUGGCAAUGGAUUCGGCCGAGUUUUCGGCUACUAUGGCAUCGAGCUCCAGCGAUACUGCUCUUUUAGGGUUGGAAAUGGAGCUGUACAUCAAAUUCUUCUCCACGAAAAAGGCGUUAUUGCACUUACAUCAACAGCUAUUCAUGUAGCUCUACGACGAGGUCCUCAAAUAUGGCAUUUAGCGCACGAAGAAAUGAAAGAGCUUAGGUGCAUGAACUACAGCUCUAAAGACAUGACGAGAAUCUUGGUUGCCGGUCUCCAGGAUAAGAUGGUUACCAUUGAUAUAGAGAAGGGAAUAAUUGAGAAACAGACCCACACGGACCAUCACUACAUUAUCAUGAAAAGAAGCAAAUAUAUUAUUGCAGCAACAGACACGGGAUGCGUCAAUAUACUAGAUCCGAAGACUUUCUCUAUUCUUAAGACAUGGAAAGCUCAUGCUUCAGGCAUAAAUGAUAUGGAUUCACAGCAUGAUUUUAUCGUCACUUGUGGAUAUUCUAUGCGCCAACAUUCGAUGAUGCUCGACCCGCUGGUCAAUUGUUUUGAUCUGAAGAACAUGGUUGCUCUUCCGCCAUUACCUUUUCCGCCUGGUGCUGCGUACAUACGACUGCAUCCUCGCAUGUCCACCACAUGUAUCGUCGUGUCUCAACAUGGUCAGGUACACAUAGUAGAUCUCAUGAACGUAAAUACCAGCAAUAUCAAGCAGGUCAACACUUUAUCAUACAUAUCAAUGACCGAAAUUUCUCCAUCUGGAGAGAUAAUGGUGCUAGCAGAUACCGAUUGCAAUAUUUAUCUUUGGGGGUCUCCAUCUAGGGCACGCUUCGCCGAACUAAAUAAUCCAACGGAAUUCCCAGAAGCGGAUGAGAGUACCGUCAAGAUAGACUGGAAAUCUGAUAGUCCGUUGAAUACCGUUGGUAUGCCGUUUUAUCGAGAAACUCUGUUGUCCGCUUGGCCCAGCCUCCAAAUUUAUGAAGUUGGCGCACCACCCCCAAAACACGACCUGCAGCAUUUAAAUUCCUUCAAAUUGACAGAAUGGGGCGUUUACGGUCGGAAUUCACGCGACUGUCUCAGGAAUCAGGUUGUGAGAACUAGGCAAGUUGAAAAAUCCAAUGUUGCUCUUUUGGCCCCCAAAUUUCUGAGCGAAAAAGGCAAAGAAGAGGCAAAGCUGGGCAUUACCAGCGAACUCAAACCAAUUGUAAUGGCAGAUGCCGUUGCAACUGAGCUACUAAAUGUACAAGUAGAUAUUCCUAUGACUUAUCGUGUUCUUGAUAUAAAGUACAGCAAAUAUGGUGUCGCAGAUUUUGACUUCGGGUACUAUAACAAUACCAAUUUUGCUGGACUAGAAACACACGUGCCGAAUUCUUACGCUAACUCCCUUCUCCAAUUAUUCAAACACAUUCCUUUACUUCGUAACUUAGCAUUACACCAUACAGCGACAAGCUGUGUAAACGAUGGAUGUCUUCUAUGUGAAAUGGGAUUUCUCUUUGACAUGCUCGAGAAAGCUAACGGGAUUGCUUGUCAUGCAACCAACCUACUGAAGACAUUAAGCCAUCAUCCUCAAGCUGGGCCGCUAGGCUUACUUGAGGAAGAAGUCUCAAGCUCUUCAAUAUCAACUAUGUUGCAGGGUCUCACCCGGUUUUUAUUGGAUAAAAUUGCGCAAGACUGGCGGAGCAUCUCACCACAGUCGGCUUCAAUCGAUCAAGUAUUGGCCACGACUGCUACAACCUCGAUCCGGUGCCUUAACUGUCGCAGCGAACACACAAGGCCAGGCACAACUUUUGUGACUGAGUCACUCUACCCUCCAACUAAACUAAUACUACGAAACGUUAAAAGGCCCAAAGUAACGUUUUCGGAAAUUUUGAAAUCUAGUGUCGAACGUGAAAUUACGAGUAGAGGCUGGUGUAAUAGGUGCAACCGAUAUCAAUCACUAGCCACCAAAAAAUCAAUACAUAAAUUUCCAGCCGUACUAAUGCUUAAUACCGCCAUUACUAGUUCUGAAUCAAAAUCCUUAUGGGCCACACCUGGGUGGAUUCCCGAAGAAAUCGGUAUCAUAGUUGACCAAUGUCAUUUUAUUUGCUUUCAGGGCGACGAGUUAAAACUUCAACUCCAGUGCGGUCUACCAAACCUAAAAGUAUACUCAUUGAUCGGAAUCGUAGCUGAAAUAAAUUCUGGUCACAAUCAGAAGCCUCACCUUGUUUCAUUCAUAAACGUUGCACACUCUCUUCCAGAAGUAGAACCUCAGAGUCAAUGGCAUCUAUUCAAUGAUUUUCACGUCAGAUCCGUCAGCCCAGAGGAAGCACUAAACUAUAGCGCAUCAUGGAAAACGCCCUCUGUUAUUGCUUUCCAGAUCAAGGCUGCAAAUAAUCAAAUCGACAAUUCAUGGAAGAAAAAUCUGGAUACAUCACUUCUCUACUCGGACACGAGUAAAAAGAAUGAGAAGACUUUUCAUCCCUUAACGCUUCUUGAUGAUGUACCCGGAGGAAACACUAUCAUAGCGCUGGACACUGAAUUUGUAUCUGUACGACAAUCGGAAAUUGAAGUCAACGCUGAUGGAGAACUCGAAACUAUUCGACCAACUGUUUAUGCACUCGCUCGAGUUUCUGUCAUCCGCGGUUCGGGAGAGAAAGAGGGUAUACCUUUUAUAGAUGACUAUAUCGCUUCCAAGGAACCUGUCAUCGAUUAUCUUACAUCUUAUUCAGGAAUUGUCAAAGAGGACCUUGAUCCACUACUUUCAAGGCAUAAUCUUGUUCCCUUGAAAGUAGCAUAUAAAAAACUCUGGAUUCUUUUGAACCUGGGCUGUAAAUUUCUUGGUCAUGGUUUGAGGCAAGAUUUUAGGGUCACCAAUAUACACGUCCCUAAAUCCCAAGUAAUCGACACGUCAGAUUUUUUCUUCAUAGUAGCGUUGAAACGUAAAUUAUCUCUUGCUUUUCUAGCCUGGUACCUCCUUAAAGAAGAUAUUCAAGUUAAGACACAUGAUUCGAUAGAAGAUGCACGCACAGCUUUACGGUUAUAUCGCAAGUAUCAAGAAUUUCAAGAUGCCGGUGUCCUUGAAACUAUGCUACAGGAUAUCUAUCGUAAAGGAAAGGAUACCGGCUUUAAACCUCCUACAAUCAAAGAUGACGAAAAAGUUUUUAAAAGAACUGGGACGCCGCCUAUUUUGAAUGAGCUAACUCUUCCUAGCACACCUCUAAAUAAUGUGUUUAACCUGGGCUCUAGUACAAUGAAUUCUGCUAGGAAGUGUUUUGCUUCAGGUUGGACUCCAGGUAGAGGUACUAAUGCGCAUAGCUCUCCCCUUUGGUAA